Molecule: messenger RNA, 2670 nt
Organism: Linum tenue
Lineage: Eukaryota; Viridiplantae; Streptophyta; Magnoliopsida; Malpighiales; Linaceae
Source: the annotation of a GenBank genome assembly
AUUUGCUGGCCCCCCUUUGCUCGCUAUUUCAGUCUCUCAUUCAUUCAUUCAUCCCCCGAAAUUAGAGAGAGAAGACGGAAGCGUACUUGGCAACACUGUUGCUCAGCUCUGCGCACUUCGUCUCUCUCAGAUUGCCCCCACCCUCCAAAGUCCAAACACCCAAAUUCGCCCCCUCGUCUUCCUCCUCGUAAACGUCGACGGGAACGUCACCCCUCCCUCUCACCGUCGCCGCCGCCGGUAUAUCGAUUCGAAUGCGCACAUUUCAACUCUUCCUCCGUCAAUCUCCACCGCGGCAGCAGUCAUCUCCCCCAAUUUGACCGGGCUGACUGCCAGUACGACGGCCUCAAUCUCCAUUGGAUUGAUUGGUUCCUUCGUGUAAGGAAUCGAUUUCUGGAUUUUUUGCUGGAUUUCCCAACUCUGUAAAGAAGAGGCAGUGAAAGGAAAGUGAGGUACUGAAGAACAGAAGAAGAAGAAGGGGGAAAAGAGCGGUGGUGAUAAUGGCGGGGUCGACUUCGUUCUCUUCUCCGUUGUGCACGUGGCUGGUGGCGGCGUGCAUGUCCGUCACGUGCGGCUCGCAGGACCACCGGACCAGCGCACACGCGUUCCGUUCCUCCUCCUCGAGCUCCAAACUCACCACCAGCCGCAGGCGGAAGCUCCUUCUCUCCAAAUGCAACGCCUCCUCCGUCGCUGCUGCUAGUUCGCACUCGCUCUCCAGUCGCUUCGUCGCUUCUCUCUGUGGAUCCAGCUUUCAAGAUUUGAUGAACUCUUGCUUGGCUUUCGAGCCUUGUAGCCAGUACUACACCUCCAAUGGCGCCUUCCGAUCCAGAGCUCUCAACCGGAAGCAGAGACGACUCGGUCGCCCUGCUUAUUCUGGGGAACCGAUGGCCGUAGCUGUGCAACCUGCAAAGGAGGUUGCAACCAAAAAGAAGCCUGUUACUAAGCAGAGGCGAGUGGUUGUGACAGGGAUGGGUCUUGUUUCUCCACUUGGUCAUGAUGCAGAUGUCUUUUACAAUAAUCUGCUGGAAGGUUCCAGUGGCAUAAGCGAGAUAGAGACAUUUGAUUGUGCUCAAUUCCCAACAAGAAUUGCUGGUGAAAUCAAGUCUUUUUCAACUGAUGGAUGGGUUUCACCCAAAUUUUCUAAGAGAAUGGAUAAGUUCAUGCUUUACAUGCUCAUUGCGGGGAAGAAGGCUUUGGCAGAUGGUGGUAUUACUGAGUAUGUAAUGAAUGAGUUGGAUAAAGCUAAAUGUGGUGUUCUGAUUGGCUCAGCAAUGGGUGGCAUGAAGGUUUUCAAUGAUGCCAUUGAAGCUCUUAGGGUUUCGUACCGGAAGAUGAACCCGUUCUGUGUACCAUUUGCAACUACAAAUAUGGGUUCUGCCAUGCUCGCAAUGGAUAUUGGUUGGAUGGGGCCAAAUUAUUCUAUUUCCACAGCUUGUGCUACAAGUAACUUCUGUAUACUAAAUGCAGCUAACCAUAUAAUUAGAGGCGAAGCUGAUGUUAUGCUGUGUGGUGGCUCAGAUGCAGCUAUAAUUCCAAUUGGUUUGGGGGGCUUUGUGGCUUGCAGAGCGCUCUCUCAGAGGAACGAUGAUCCUACCAGAGCUUCACGGCCUUGGGAUAAGAGUCGAGAUGGAUUUGUUAUGGGUGAAGGAGCUGGUGUUCUACUUCUGGAAGAGCUUGAACAUGCAAAGAGGAGAGGUGCCAAUAUAUAUGCAGAGUUUCUUGGUGGAAGCUUUACUUGUGAUGCCUAUCAUAUGACUGAGCCACGGCCUGACGGGUCUGGAGUCAUUCUGUGCAUAGAGAAGGCUUUAGCACAGUCUGGAGUGUCCAAGGAGGAAGUGAACUACAUAAAUGCACAUGCUACAUCAACUCCUGCUGGAGACCUUAAAGAGUACCAGGCUCUCAUGCACUGUUUUGGAAAAAAUCCUGAUUUGAAGGUGAACUCUACGAAGUCUAUGAUUGGUCACUUGCUCGGAGCAUCUGGAGCUGUGGAAGCUAUUGCAGCUGUACAGGCAAUACGAACAGGAUGGGUUCAUCCGAAUAUCAAUCUGGAAACUCCUGAUGAAGGGGUGAAUCCGAGUGUGCUGGUGGGGGCGAAGAAAGAAAGACUGGACGUGAAAGCUGCAUUAUCGAAUUCUUUCGGGUUUGGUGGUCACAACUCGUCGAUCAUUUUUGCUCCGUACAAGUGAAAGAAGUUUGGAUGGCUUCAAGUUUACUUACUGAUGAUGACUACUUAAGUGCUCUUCAGGGAAGAAUCCUGAUUGCCAAGUAAAACUGCACAGCUCAAUGUGAGAAUUCUGGGAAAGAGUGGAUGGGGGAGAGCUCAUUUCCCCUCCUGGCAUCUGACAAAGGAAAGAAAGGCACGGUCUGUGUUUUAGAGUUAGGAUAUGAUAUGAGGAAAGUAGAUGGCACCUACCUAGCUACAUUUUCACUUGUUUGUUUUUGGUUUUCCUGUGUAGAUGGCCUGACAUUGGACUUUGGUUUUCAAUAGUCAGUCAACUUGUACUCCGAAUUUUGAGCAGACAAUUGCCGCGUUGCCUUUCCAUUUCCUUGCUGCUUUCCUUCCUUUCUAUGCUGAAGGUUGAUAUGGUUGAAGUUGUGGUUACCGGAUUCCAACUCAGGAUGGAAAUUGAAUCGAAUGAUUGUCGGGUCAAUCGGUUCUUGAUGUUAGCAGAG